CACCAAUCUUUUGGCCAGGAAAGAACUAAUUCAUAAUGUCAGUCCUGUUUUUCCUCCUCUUCCUCCCAAUCCUUUUCUUCCUUCUUCUCAAGAACAAGGAAAAAUCAUUGAAAGGUUUCAAUCUCCCUCCAAGUCCCCCAAAACUCCCCAUUAUAGGCAACUUGCAUCAACUGGGGCAUCUGCCUCACCAAUCACUCCAAAAACUGUCCCAAAAACAUGGCCCUGUCAUGCUACUACAACUAGGUAGCAGACCUACUCUUGUAGUCUCCUCAGCCGAAGCAGCAAAAGAUCUCCUGAAAACUCAUGACUUGGAUUGUUGUAACCGGCCACCUUCUCCUGCAGUAAAGAAACUCUCCUACAACUAUCCAAACAUAUCAUUUGCCCCAAACGGACAUUACUGGAAGGAAAUGCGGGCCAUCUUUAUUUCUGAGCUUGUGAGCAUAAGAGUAAAAUCUUUUGCAUAUGCAAGGGAGGCUCAGAUUGAUAAAUUGAUUUCCACUGUGUCUCAAGAUCCCGCAAUGCCAGUCAGUCUAGACCAGAAUAUGUUUUCUCUGGCAGUUGGAAUCAUCGGCACUGUUGCCUUCGGAAACAUGUAUGGAACAAACCUAUUCAAGAGUGAAGAAAUUCAAACUGUGAUUACUGAUGUCAUGAACAUGGUGUCCGACUUAUCUGUGGAGGACUUAUUCCCUUCAGUAGUAGGGCGGUUUGUAGAUGCUUUGAUAGGGGUCAUUGCUAGGCGUGAGAAGAGUUUUCAAAAGCUCGACCAAUUCUUCGAAUUAGUGCUUGAGAAGCAUCUUGAUCCUGCCAGGCCUAAACCCGAAAUGGAGCAUGUCUAUAAAUUCAUGACUGCCUAUAUCUGUCUAGGUACCAACCUUCAUCUUUUCUUUUUAAUCAUUUCCGGACGCAUUUCUUGGCGGGAUCAACAGUACUGUUUAUGGGCAAUAUUAUGGGCAAUGUCAGAGUUGAUCAAGAAUCCAAGAGUCAUGAAGAAGGUCCAAUCCGAAAUAAGAAGUUGCAUCGGAAAGAAAUCAAAGUUGGAUGAUGAUGAUGUUGCAAAGCUCAAGUACCUAAAAAUGGUGGUUAAAGAAACCUUUAGGCUACAUUCAGCAUUUCCCCUGUUAGGCUGUUACUUCCUUAUGAGACAAGUGGCCAAUGUAAAAUUGGUGGAUACGAUGUCUUCCCUGGUACAAGAGUUUUUGUUAAUGCAUUUGCCAUUGGCAGAGAUCCAAAUUCUUGGAGAAACCCAGAUGAAUUUUGUCCGGAGAGAUUCGAAGACAGUGAUACUAACGGCAAACAAUCGGGUUUUGACCUGCUGCAAUUUGGAGCAUGGCGACGAGGGUGCCCUGCAGGCUAUGCCUUGGGAGCCAAAAAUGUCUAGUUUGCUCUCGCCAACCUUCUCUCCUGCUUUGAUUGGAAGCUACCUGGGGAAAUGACGAAGGAUGAUUUUAGCAUGGAAGAAGGUGGAAGGCUGAUUAUUCAUAGGAAAACCCCGUUUGUUCUUGGGCAGGUAAUGAGUAAGUGCCCAUGAGAAAAUGUUGCUUUCCCCUGUUCGCUACUCAGGGGAAAGGUGGAAUCAUGUAUUCCAUUUCUCAAAAUAAUUGUUUCUUUAUUUUUAUUAUAAAUUAAGGAUUUAAGA
Molecule: messenger RNA, 1636 nt
Organism: Rubroshorea leprosula
Lineage: Eukaryota; Viridiplantae; Streptophyta; Magnoliopsida; Malvales; Dipterocarpaceae
Source: the annotation of a GenBank genome assembly